AUGGACCUGGUGUUUGAUAAAGAGUGGAAAAGCGAAGGCCAGGGGAAGGGAGAUCGGAAGCAGGCASGGUCCCCUCUCCCUSCAGCGGCCGGGGAUGCUGCGCUCCCCCGGGGGUACAUUCCCCAGUGCCGUUUGAGGCUGCUCAGCUCCAUAAAUGCCAUUUGCAUGGGGAUAGGAUGCAACAAGAGCUGCCCCUUUCUCCGUGGAGUGGUUGUCCCAGAGCAGCCAAGCUGUCAAGAGCCCCGCCGAGGGCUCUCCACACCGAGCAUCCUCCGCGGAUCACCGGCUCGGCUCCAGCCCCAGCCCCGGCCCGAGCGAGCGGAGCCGGGARCAGCCCGCGGGCCCGCGGGACGGGAGAGGCGGCAGGAGCAGGGAUCGCGUGGCAGCCACUCCCGCCGCAGGUACCGCUGCCACCGGGACAUCCUGGGGCUCCUGCGMGGGGCGGGGGGCCGGGGACACCCCCGGGGACGGGAAGGCUCACUGCGGGGUGGUGGCAGCUCGGGGGUGGAGGAGGCGGACGGUUUCCCACCCGGUUCCCGGAGCCUGGCUGACMCUUUUCUCCCUGUCCCUGUUCCAGGAGCAGGCGGGAGGCCGUCGGGAGCGGGACAGCCCGUGCCGGAGGAGGGCCCCGAGUGCCCGGGCCCCGAGGAGCCGUGCGGGCGCGGCGGGCGGCGGCUGCGCACGGCGUUCAGCGCGGAGCAGAUCAGCACCCUGGAGAGCUCCUUCCAGCGGCAGCAGUACCUGGGCGCCGCCGAGCGCCGGCAGCUGGCGGGCAGGAUGCGCCUCUCCGAGGUGCAGAUCAAGACCUGGUUUCAGAACCGCCGGAUGAAGCUCAAGCGGCAGCUGCAGGAGUUGAGGACGGAGCCGUUCUGCAGCCCCGCUCUCCCGUACGGAGCUCAGAGCGCUGUGGUGCCCCUGCCGCUCACAUACGUGGCCCGGCCACCACCUCUGCCCCCGCAAGGGGCUGCCCCCGAGAGCUUCCCCUUGGCGGCACUGCCGGCACCCGCCCUGGACCUCAGCAGCGCCUGCAGAGCACAGCCAGUUGGCUUUUGGGCAGCACCCUGCUUUGUAGGGUACAGGGAUCCCCGAGCUUUCUUGCUGGGUGUCUGACCCUCUGAUAUGGACUAUGACCAAAGAGGAUUUGCACUACUGAUAGAUAUCUGGCUGCCCCUGUCUGUAGCUGCCUGAUGGAGUUAUGAUGCAGCACCGAUGUAAACAUUUACAAAGARAUGCUGGACAAUCUGAAGCAUGGACUGCAGGCCCUCGGCAUUUAUAAGCAACUGUAAAAUAUAAAAGGGGUGGGACAGACAAUAAUAUAAAUGGAUUUUUUAAUAAACCUAUUUUUUUCCAGCUUUCAUGAGAAUUCCUUUAUCGAGGAUUGUAGAGCUAUUUAUCCUGCCUGAAAGAAAGCUCCACUUUAUUAAAAGAAGCUUAGACUCCUUCUUACCUAGAUUUAUAUUACCCCCCUGCAAUUUACUUUGAGAGUGAAUGCAAAAAGGCAUGAAUUGCACUCUGUCUUCUAAAGCAGGUAUCCAACCCCUUUGGCCACUUACUAGAUGAAAUUUUCUGUCGUGGAACUGUGCUAUGCACUUGUAAAAUCUUAAUAAUGAUCUAGAAACUAAUGAUCAAAAUUGCCUGMUUUCAGGCCAGAAAAAAGGCUCUGAUAAAUGAUCCUUGAUUGGUGCAAGUUGACAUAAAUCUUUCAAAGUCAAUUGUCAACUAACAUGAA
Molecule: messenger RNA, 1729 nt
Organism: Malurus melanocephalus (red-backed fairy wren)
Lineage: Eukaryota; Metazoa; Chordata; Aves; Passeriformes; Maluridae
Product: homeobox protein HMX1-like
Biological process (GO): regulation of transcription by RNA polymerase II
Molecular function (GO): DNA-binding transcription factor activity, RNA polymerase II-specific; RNA polymerase II cis-regulatory region sequence-specific DNA binding
Source: RefSeq, a predicted model, not a curated record